CUUCCGCCUCGGUCUACGGACCAAAAUACUACACCAAAAUACUACACCACUACCUAUGCUGCUCCGACGUACUACACCGAAGCCCCCAAGUACUAUUCGGCUCCACGUUACUACGCAGAGGCCCCAGUUUAUUACACCACAACAUACGCUCCUCCAAGUUACUACACCGAGGCACCCAAUUACUACACAACAAAGGCACCGGAGUAUUACACAAUGACUUACGCUACACCAAGCUACUACACUGAGGCUCCUUAAUAUUAUGCUGCACCCAGCUACACCACCACUACUAUUGCCUACUACACCACAACAGAAGCAGCCAAAUAUUAUGCUGCUCCAACUUACUACACAGAAGCUGCUCAGUCUUACUACGUGGAGCCCACAUACUACACUGAGGCUCCAAAGUAUAACUCUGCCCCCAGUUACUACACCACUGCUGCUCCUUCGUAUUACGUUGAACCAAGCUACUACACUACAACCUAUGCUGCUCCAUCUUACUACACUGAGGCUCCCCAAUAUUACACCACAAAGGCUGCUGAAUACUACACAACUAAAGCCCCGGAUUACUAUACCAAGAAAGCUGAAUACUACACCACCACUUACGCUGCUCCUGUUUACUACACUGAGGCUCCCAAGUACUAUCCGGCUCCGACCUACUACCAGACUGAGGCACAGUACUACACCACCAAAGCACCUGAAUACUACACCACAAAGGCGCCCGAAUACUACACCACCACUUAUUCGGCUCCCAGCUAUUACACUGAGGCUCCAAAGUACUACUCUGCCCCAAGCUACUACACUGAAGCAGCUCCUAAAUACUAUUAGAGGCCAAGUUUUUUUAAAGCGCUGAACAUUUCAUCUCCCAUAUUUAUUGGUUCAUCACAGUCGUUCUUGAAGUAUAACAUUAAUGUCAAAUGAGAUGUUUCAUACAAAAAUGUCCUCGUUAA
Daphnia magna is the source of this 944-nucleotide messenger RNA. RefSeq names its product extensin-2. The record is from RefSeq and is a predicted model, not a curated record. The transcript has a single exon. The annotation marks the transcript as partial. NCBI's taxonomy places the organism in Eukaryota, Metazoa, Arthropoda, Branchiopoda, Diplostraca, Daphniidae.